Fusarium sp. VM40 is the source of this 2853-nucleotide messenger RNA. The record is from the annotation of a GenBank genome assembly. Lineage: Eukaryota; Fungi; Ascomycota; Sordariomycetes; Hypocreales; Nectriaceae.
AUGACUCCAUCCGCCAGUGCUCCCAGCAAUGGCGCUGGCAAUGGAAAUGCUGGCCAUGCCGACGCGCCGCCUCGUACUUCGACCUCCAAACACGCGAGGUCGCGUACCGUUAUCCCGACUCAAUCUGGAAAAUGGAUGCUAGGCAAAACUAUUGGCGCCGGUAGUAUGGGCAAAGUUAAGCUCGCCCGAAAGGAAGACGGUAGCGAACAGGUCGCAUGUAAAAUUAUCCCUCGUGGCUCGACCGACGAUGGCCAUCAGUCUCGUGCUGACAAGGAGCGCGCCGAUCAAUCCAAGGAAAUUCGAACUGCCCGUGAAGCCGCUAUCAGUACCCUUCUGAAUCACCCCCACAUAUGUGCCCUUCACGAUGUCGUUCGUACCAACCACCAUUGGUAUAUGCUUUUCGAAUACGUCAACGGCGGCCAGAUGCUCGACUAUAUUAUUUCCCACGGCAAGCUUAAAGAGAAACAAGCCCGAAAAUUUAGCCGACAAAUUGCAAGUGCUCUAGACUAUCUACACAGGAACAGCAUUGUGCAUCGAGACCUAAAGAUUGAAAACAUCCUUAUCAGUAAGACUGGCGACAUCAAGAUUAUCGAUUUCGGUCUAAGCAACCUUUUUGCUCCCCGCGGUCACCUGAAAACCUUCUGUGGAAGUUUAUAUUUCGCUGCUCCUGAAUUGCUGCAGGCCAGAGCUUAUACUGGGCCUGAAGUUGAUGUAUGGAGUUUUGGCAUUGUUCUUUAUGUUCUGGUUUGUGGCAAAGUGCCCUUCGAUGACCAAAGCAUGCCCGCGCUCCAUGCCAAGAUUAAAAGAGGCCUUGUCGAUUAUCCCGCAUGGCUAUCAAGCGAAUGCAAGCAUCUCCUUUCCCGUAUGCUCGUUACGGACCCCAAGCAGCGAGCGUCAAUGCAGGAGGUCUUGACGCAUCCCUGGAUGGCCAAGGGAUUCAACGGCCCCCCUGAUAACUACCUACCCAUUCGUGAGCCAUUAACAACUCCUCUCGAGCCAGAGGUCAUUCUUGCUAUGCAAGGGUUCAAUUUUGGCACACCCGAAAGCAUUAAUGCGCAACUUUCCAAAAUUAUCGAGUCCGAGGAAUAUCAGCGUGCUAUUAAGCUAUAUCAGAGGGAGAAGGACCUUCCUCAGCCUACCAAGGAUGCUGAGAAGAAGAGGCCGUUUGGCUUCGACUUUUAUAAGCGCAGAAAUUCUGGCACCAGCCGCGACACUUUGUCGGCCCCUAGUUCCGAGGCGCUCCAGAUCGGCAACGAUCCCAUGAACGCGUUUAGUCCCCUCCUGUCUAUAUACUACCUCGUCAAGGAGAAACAGGAUCGCGACCAUGCCGACAUGGUUCCACCAGCAGCGGGUCAAUCACGCGAGAGGGAAAGAGAAAAGGAAAGGGAAAGGGAAAGGGAGAAGGGGCGGGAGCGCGAGAAGGAGAGAGAAAAGGAGAGGGAGAGGGAGCGUGAGGCACGCGAAAGGGAGAAGGCGAAGGAACCAGAGCCUGUGCCAGAAAUUGCGACUCCUCAAGCAGCUUACACCAACUCCGGUGCUUACGAGAUGCCAGGCGAGAAGCCUACCGGUGGAAGAAGUAGGCCCCGGGCAAGGACGCACGGCGAAGACGACAUGCCAGAGCCACCGAAGCAAUCUCCUGCACCACCCGCCGAACCGAGAGUUGAGCAACUUCAGAAGAAGGAAGGUACUGCAGCUGGUAUUCUGCGUCGAUUCAGUACGCGCAAACGUAGGGAGCCUGAGCGUCUGGACAAAGAUCGAUCACAUCCUCCUGUGGUUCAAGUCCAUUCACCGGCCGAACCCUCACCUUUGGUACCCCGAAAGAGCUUCAGUAUGCGACGUGGCCGGCGCGAAAGGGAGGAUGCAUCGGAUUCGCAACUUCCAUCUGGCAGCGACCGUCGUCAGCAUGGUGAGCUUCUUAGCCCGCCCAUGUCAGCUGGCGGCACAAAGGACAACAGGCGCAGUGGUCUAGGGCGUUCGACUAGCGUCAACUCGGCAGACCUGAGGCGACGGAAGGAUGCUCCACCGACAAGUGGUUCUGAUCAAUCAGUGGCGAACGAGGAGUCCUCCAGCUCACGCCGCACCCACGGCCAUUCUCGGUCUGUGAGUCUAAGAGCCAAGUCUAUUGGCCAUGCUAGAAGAGAAAGUAUACAGCAACGUCGCACGAGGAGGGAGGCUGCCCAAGAGGCUAAUGUGCCUGAAGAGACGGACCAGGAACUUGAGCAGAGUGGUGUGUCCACAGAGCGAUUAGACGAUACUGAGCUCGCCAAGCCGGUCUUCCUCAAGGGACUUUUCAGCGUGUCGACGACAUCCGGCAAGUCAGUACCUGCGAUCCGAACCGACAUCAAGCGAGUGUUGCGGCAGUUGAAUGUGGACUACACGGAGAUCAAGGGCGGCUUUGUCUGCCGUCAUUCCCCCAGUAUCGACCUCAACAAGGUGCAGGAUCCGCCCAUGAGUCCUGGCAACACCCCAGGACAUAGACGACGCUUUAGCUUUGGAGGUCUUAUGCGGGGAGACGAUCGUGAACGUGAACGAGACGAGUUCCGAGACUCAGAACGACCUCCCACUACACCGCGAACUCCGGGACGAUCUGAUCGGGACCGCAGCUUUUCCAACUCUGAAACUUCGCUUGAUAGUAUUCCUGGCAAGAAUGGAGGACCAUCAAGGCGUGUUCCGGGAGAAACGAGCACGCAAGUGCAAAGUGACCUUGGAGGAAGCAUGGUAUUGGAGUUUGAAAUCUUUAUUGUCAAGGUGCCGCUCCUAUCGUUGCACGGCAUUCAGUUCAAGCGAACUACAGGCAACACCUGGCAAUACAAGAGUAUGGCGGACCAGAUUCUCCGAGAGCUGCGGUUGUAA